AUGAUCAAACAUGUUGGGUCCCCCAACCCUCGUCCCAGCCAGUGUCGCGGUGAGAUCAAGUGUUUUCGCAUUGGAUGUACGCCAAAGGCAACCAUUGACAAAUACCUCGAGGAAGCAAAAGUGUUUGUGGGCAAAGCAAAUAGUAAAUCUGUCUGCCCAGUGUUCCCAUCUCGAAGGUCGUCUGCUCUUAGAACAGUGGCGAAGAUUCUGGAUAAUGGUGGAGUAAUUGGAACACCCACAGACACGGUGUACGCUAUUGCUGCCUCGUGUAAGCAUCCCGACUCCAUCAGGAGACUGUACACAGUGAAGGGACGACCCACAGAAAAACCCAUCUGCCUCUGCGUGUCGCACCUUGACCAGCUCAGAAAGGCCGACCCUCCCUUCAGCCCUUUGCUGUGGAACUUCAUGAACAGGUGCUACCCUGGAGGAAUCAGCUGCGUGGUCCCUAAAGGGAGCUGGCUAUACAACCUCGGCCUGGGAGACGCCUACGACAUCAUCGGCACGGCGGGAAGCAUCUGCAUCCGAAUUCCAGACAGCUCCGUGCUGGCGUACCUCGUGUCUGUGUCCGGACCCAUCGCCAUUACGUCCGGCAACCCGAGUGGAGGAGCCGACAGCACACAUCAUGAUAUGCUCAUUGGCUCGUUGGGCCAUAAGCUGGACGGAAUCAUCUGUGACGGCGAAUCUAGAGAGAGUUGCGCAUCGACUGUUGUCAGCUGUCUGAAAAUCGACCAAGGCACCAUCACGUAUUUUCGGGAAGGGUGUACACCCAAGGAGGUUGUGGACAAGCAUCUGGAAGACGCCAUACAGCAGACGAACUCGCAGCUGCAUGAACCUACCCUACAAAGACACGUGACUGCCCCUGGUCUUGAAAUUGGCGCGUAACAUAUUGAUAGUCAAGUCACAGAGUGCCGCGUAAAAAGUGGAUUCAGAGUCAUUCCUAGCAGUGGGUGAGGGAGGUAGUUGCCUCAUGCAAAAUUAAGAAAACGUGACCUUUUUUGUUUGUUUAAAAGACCCAGUAUUAGUACUACUAUUGUUUUCGCCGCUCCUUAAGGUCAAGUAAGCCCUCGAUUUGCAUCUGUGACGAUGGCUAAACGAAAUGUGAACUGUGAGACUAGUAUGGGCUAUCAGGUAGAUACGUGUUAUUAAAAGGACAUGAUUCUGUUAAGAAAACCCCUCAAAAAGACACAACCCCCCCCCCUCCCGAAAAAAAACAACCCACGAGAAAAAACGAUUCGCAAAUAUAGCUUUUUAGGCAAUGUUCAGAAUAGCACACACACACGCGCACACACGCUCUCUCUCUCUCUCUCUCUCUCUCUCUCUCUCUCUCUCUCUCUCUCUCUCUCUCUCUCUCUCUCUCUCUCUCUCUCUCACACACACAGAUAAAUUGUAUAUGGCUUACUAUCUUCACAACAGAUUGUACAUUUUGUAUAAAUUCUUGUUUCAGGUGGUUAUAUAAAAUAAUGCCUUCUCUUGUAUAUAUUAAAAUACAUAUGCAUAUA
This is a messenger RNA of Gigantopelta aegis, 1499 nucleotides long. Its product is annotated as threonylcarbamoyl-AMP synthase-like. Bases 1 to 882 code for a protein of 293 amino acids. Lineage: Eukaryota; Metazoa; Mollusca; Gastropoda; Neomphalida; Peltospiridae. Gene Ontology annotation, cellular component: cytoplasm. The record is from RefSeq and is a predicted model, not a curated record. Gene Ontology annotation, biological process: regulation of translational fidelity. The transcript has 5 exons. Gene Ontology annotation, molecular function: tRNA binding; double-stranded RNA binding; nucleotidyltransferase activity.